UACUUCUUUCUAAAUGUCACUUCCUGACCCAUGCCCUUCUCACGUCACCAAUGUAAUAUAAACCCCAGAACAAGCAUUUGUGAGCUCUUGUCACUCAAAGCACGGACUGCUCAAGACCCAUUCAACACAGCAAAGAUGAGAAUCGAGGACAUGAGCAUUAAGGAGGGCCAGGAUUUCAAGAUCCGUAUCAAGCCCGACGACGACUGUAGCAGAUUCUCCAUCAAUAUCGGACAUGACUCGGAAAACAUUGCACUACACUUCAACCCGCGCUUUGACGACAGUGUCAUUGUUUGCAACUCCAUGUCAGGAGGCUGCUGGGGUGAUGAGCACCGUGACGGAAACCUGUGCUUCAGCCGUGGCGAGGAGAGCAAGUUCUACAUUAACUUUAACUUCGAGGAGUUCUUUAUCAAGCUUCCUGACGGCUCCAUGAUGAGUUUCCCCAACCGACUGGGUGACGGCAAGUACAAAUACUUUGAGGUCAGAGGAGAUGCAAGGAUCAUCGGAAUGAAGCUCAAGUAGAGAGCACUCAGUGAGGAUUGGUCACUUUGAUGUCUGCCCUGGCUGUUCAAAAAUACUUGGAAUGACCAUUUAAUGUCAAGUUAAUGUCUCAAAAGGGUGCCAGAGAACACCCUUGCUCACUGGGUUUGUGAAUAAAAACAAUAAAAAUGGA
Molecule: messenger RNA, 670 nt
Organism: Corythoichthys intestinalis (scribbled pipefish)
Lineage: Eukaryota; Metazoa; Chordata; Actinopteri; Syngnathiformes; Syngnathidae
Product: galectin-2-like
Exons: 4
Coding region: 31-519 (162 amino acids)
Molecular function (GO): galactoside binding; laminin binding; carbohydrate binding
Source: RefSeq, a predicted model, not a curated record